CGCUCAGCCUGCUCAAGACAGAGCGCGAGUGAGGAGCAGGCAGGCAGGCGGCGGGCAGCCGGGCAGCCGUGGACAGAGGCCCGGGCACAGCCAGUUGCUGUGCCAGAGGGUGUGGUGUCCGGCUACAGCCCAGCUCAGUCUUCUGGCACCUGCACAACCUCUGCCCAUUUCCCUGGGGGAAAAGCUGAGAAGUAGAGCAAGGAGGUGAUAAUAAUCUUUGCUCCCACAUCUGUUUUCAUCUUUUUCAGAGCAGUCACCUCCAGGAGCUCGGCAUCGCCACUGUAGCCCUGGCAGAUAGAUUGCCCCGAAGUGGCCUCACACCAGAGACAGGUUAAGAAGAGGGAUUGGAGGUCCACCACUCCACUAGCCCAGGAAGGAUUAUCUUUCGCCUCAGCCAGACCUCACCCCAAUUCUGUGAAUCAGCGAAGGAAGGCAAAACUUCAGAGAGUCAGAGGAGGCUGUGCAAGGAGCAGAGACCAGGGCUCACACAGGUGGCCCCAGCCCAGGCCCUGGCCCAGGCCCAGGAGCCUGCUUCCCUGCAUCGCUGAGGAGGAACAGCACCAUGCUGGGUCCUCACCUUCCACCUCCGCCCCUUGCGCCCAGCGAAGGGAGGCCUACCCCCUGCUCCUUCCAGAUCCCUGAUGGAAGCUACAGGUGUCUGGCUCUGGAAGCCGAGGAGAGCAGCGGUGAGGAGGGCCUGCAGGGAGAGGCGGGGCCUACCGACCUGGAAGAGGAUGAGGGGGUCAGCAGGAGUGGGGACAACUCUGCCUGCAGAGUCACCCAGGGGACACCGCAUCUGCCCAAAGCCCUGGGCAUCCAACCAUCCAGCUGCUCCAGAGAGGAACAAGGGUCGUCCCAGCACGACGACAGGGCCAGCCAGGACUGGGAUGUAGUGAAGGCCCAGCAGAUGAUGACAGCCAGCCCCAGUCCUGACUCUGGGCCCAGAGUGGCCCAGAAACCAGCGUUGGGCCGGAGCACUAGCCUCACGGAGAAGGAUCUGAAAGAGGCCAAGGCACGGAGCCAGCAGAUUGCAGCCCAGCUGACCACCCCUCCCAGCUCCAAUUCUCGUGGCGUCCAGCUCUUCAACAGACGCCGGCAGAGGGUGAACGAGUUCACCUUGGAGAGCCACGGCCAGAGGGGACAGAAGCCCAGCCGGGAGUCCCUCAGAGUGCUCCCUGCAAGCCCCCCAGGCCAUGCACCGGGGCUCAGGCUGAGUUUCACCUCGCUGCCAGAGCCAGGCCCUCCACGGCACCCUAGUCCCCAGAGCCCCGACAGAGGGGUCCCUGGCCACAGCAUGGAGGGGUACUCAGAGGAGGCUAGCUUGCUGCGGCACCUGGAGAAGGUGGCCAGUGAGGAGGAAGAGGUACCACUGGUGGUAUAUCUAAAGGAGAAUGCAGCACUGCUGACGGCCAAUGGGCUGCACCUGUCCCAAAACCGAGAGGCCCAGCAGUCCUCACCGGCCCCACCUCCAGCUGAGGUCCACAGCCCAGCUGCAGAUGUCAACCAAAACCUUGCCUCGCCCAGUGCCACGCUCACCACACCAACUUCUAACAGCAGCCACAAUCCGCCAGCCACCGAUGUCAAUCAGAACCCACCGGCAACUGUCGUCCCACAGAGCCUGCCACUUUCUAGCAUCCAACAGAAUUCCUCAGAGGCCCAACUCCCAUCCAAUGGCACAGGGCCUGCUUCCAAACCCAGCACCCUGUGUGCUGAUGGGCAACCCCAGGCACCGGCUGAGGAGGUGAGAUGCAGCACACUCCUAAUUGACAAGGUAUCAACUCCAGCUACCACCACCAGCACCUUCUCCAGAGAAGCUACGCUCAUCCCCAGCUCCAGGCCCCCAGCCUCAGAUUUCAUGUCCAGCUCCCUGCUCAUUGACAUCCAGCCCAACACCCUAGUGGUGUCAGCAGAUCAAGAGAUGUCUGGGCGGGCAGCUGCCACCACGCCCACCAAGGUCUACAGUGAGGUCCACUUCACACUGGCCAAGCCCCCAUCAGUGGUCAACAGGACGGCCAGGCCUUUUGGGAUCCAGGCGCCAGGGGGCACCAGCCAAAUGGAGAGGAGCCCCAUGCUAGAGAGACGACAUUUUGGGGAGAAGGCCCCAGCUCCCCAGCCCCCCAGUUUGCCAGACAGGAGCCCCCGGCCACAGAGACACAUAAUGUCUCGCAGCCCCAUGGUGGAAAGGAGGAUGAUGGGGCAGCGAAGCCCGGCCUCAGAGAGACGCCCCUUGGGGAACUUCACCGCACCCCCCACCUACACUGAGACCUUGUCCACAGCCCCUCUGGCUUCCUGGGUGAGGUCUCCUCCCUCAUAUUCUGUCCUGUAUCCCAGCUCUGACCCCAAGUCUUCUCAUCUGAAGGGCCAGGCGGUUCCUGCCAGCAAGACGGGCAUUCUGGAGGAGUCGAUGGCCCGCCGGGGCACCCGCAAAUCCAUGUUUACCUUCGUGGAGAAGCCCAAGGUGACCCCGAAUCCAGACCUGCUGGAUCUGGUACAGACAGCGGAUGAGAAGCGGCGGCAGAGGGACCAGGGGGAGGUAGGCGUGGAGGAGGAGCCCUUCGCACUGGGGGCCGAGGCCUCCAACUUCCAGCAGGAGCCAGCACCUCGCGACAGGGCCAGCCCCGCGGCGGUGGAGGAGGCGGUCCCAGAGUGGGCCUCCUGCCUCAAGUCACCCCGCAUCCAGGCCAAGCCGAAGCCCAAACCCAACCAGAACCUCUCCGAGGCCUCUGGGAAGGGGGCUGAGCUCUACGCCCGCCGCCAGUCACGGAUGGAGAAAUAUGUCAUCGAGUCUUCAAGCCACACGCCAGAGCUGGCCCGCUGCCCAUCACCUACCAUGUCGCUGCCUUCCUCCUGGAAAUACCCCACUAACGCCCCCGGGGCCUUCCGAGUGGCAUCCCGAAGCCCAGCCCGGACCCCGCCUGCCUCCCUCUACCAUGGCUACCUGCCUGAGAACGGGGUCCUGCGCCCAGAGCCCACCAAGCAGCCGCCGUACCAGCUGCGGCCCUCGCUCUUUGUCCUCUCACCUAUCAAGGAGCCUGCCAAGGUCUCACCAAGAGCUGCCUCGCCCGCCAAGCCCAGCUCCUUGGACCUGGUGCCCAACCUGCCCAAGGGGGCUCUCCCUCCGUCUCCUGCCCUGCCUCGGCCCUCCCGCUCCUCGCCGGGCCUCUACACCUCCCCCGGCCAGGACAGCCUGCAGCCCACUGCCGUGAGUCCUCCUUACGGCGGUGACAUCUCCCCCGUGUCUCCCUCCAGGGCGUGGUCUCCCCGAGCCAAGCAGGCCCCCAGGCCCUCCUUCUCUACCCGGAACGCCGGGAUCGAGGCUCAGGACCGCCGGGAGAGCCUGCCCACCUCCCCACCCUGGACGCCGGGCGCAUCCCGGCCCCCCAGCAGCCUAGACGGCUGGAUGAGCCCGGGGCCGUGGGAGCCACGCCGCGGGAGCAGCAUGAGCAGCCCCCCGCCGCCGCCGCCGCCGCCGCCCAUGUCUCCCUCGUGGAGCGAGCGCUCAGUGUCCCCGCUGCGACCCGAGACCGAGGCGCGGCCCCCCAGCCGCCAGCUGCAGGCGCUUCUGGCGCGAAACAUCAUCAAUGCGGCCCGGCGCAAGAGCGCCUCCCCGCGGUCGGCGGGCGCCGAGAACCUGCGGCCCUUCUCCCCGCCCAGGGCGCCGCCGCCGCCGCCGCCCCCACGCAUGCGCUCGCCACAGCCCGCCCGCCCCGGCUCGGCUGCUGUGCCGGGGGCAGCCUUCGCGCCCAUCCCGCGGAGCCCGUUGCCCGCCGGGCCUUCGUCCUGCACCAGUCCCCGGAGCCCGCUGCCCGCGCCUCCCAGGCCCUUCCUCUGCCGCCGCUCGCCCACGGACUCCGACGUGUCCCUCGACUCUGAGGACUCCGGGGCUAAGUCUCCAGGCAUCCUCGGCUACAAUAUCUGUCCCCGCGGGUGGAAUGGCAGCCUUCGGCUCAAGCGUGGCAGCCUCCCCGCCGAGGCCUCCUGCACCACCUAGAGCCCCACCCCCGACCCCACCCCGGGAGGGCAGAGCCAGAAGAAGGCUCAUUAGACCUGGGGGACCCAAAGGGUCUGGCCUCUUUGGGCAGCCCCAGAGAUGAGGGUUCAGCAGAGGAGAGCUCUGGGGUUGGGGAUGGGUUAGGGACGCAAGCUUGAGUUCUAGCCCUUGCUCUCAUUCAGCUGUUGUGUGACGCUGGGUAAGACCCUUCCUUGUUUGACCCUCAGCUUUCCCAUCUGUUUAAUGGUGGCUUUGGCCAAGGCAAUCCACAAACGUCAAAAUUCCCCUUCCCAUCAGUACACACACAGACACACACACACACUGUCUCUUUCUCUCUCUCUCACACACACACACACACACACACUAGUUAGUGCCUUGGAUGAGGCAGGGCGGUGUGUAUAUGGACCCCUGGACUUGCUACCUUCAGGGUUCCACACUCCUCCCUCCCCUCCUGGCCCUGCUGUCUGGAGUCUGGCAAGCGGGGUGUGUUCAGAAGAUCCUAGGCCUGUGUCCCAUGUCCAGGCACUGGCCUGACCAUCCGGCUCCCUGGCACCAAGUACCAGGCAGGAGCAGCUGUUUUCCAUCCCUUCCCAGACAGCUCUAUUUUUAUCACAAUGACCUUUAGAGAGGUCUCCCAGGCCAGCUCAAGGUGUCCCAUUAUCCCCUCUGGAGAGAAGAGGCAGGAAAAUUCUCCCCGGGUCCCUGUCAUGCUACUUUCUCCAUCCCAGUUCAGACUGUCCAGGACAUCUUAUCUGCAGCCAUAAGAGAAUUAUAAGGCAGUGAUUUCCCUUGGGCCUAGGGCUUGGGCCUCCAGCUCAUCUGUUCCUUCUGGGCCCAUUCAUGGCAGGUUCUAGGCUCAAAGCUGAGCUGGGGAGAGAAGAGAUACAGAGCUACCAUGUGACUUUACCUGAUUGCCCUCAGUUUGGGGUUGCUUAUUGGGAAAGAGAGAGACAAAGAGUUACUUGUUACGGGAAGUAUGAAAAGCACGGCCAGGGUGCAUAGAGGAGAUUCUAGCAGGGGACAGGAUUGGCUCAGAUGACCCCUGAGGGCUCUUCCAGUCUUGAAAUGCAUUCCAUGGUAUUAGGAAGUCGGGGGUGGGUGGUGGUGGUGGGCUAGUUGGGUUUGAAUUUAGGGGCCGAUGAGCUUGGGUACGUGAGCAGGGUGUUAGGUUAGGGUCUGCCUGUAUUUCUGACCCCCUUGGAAAUGUCCCCUUCUUCAGUGUCAGACCUCAGUCCCAGUGUCCAUAUCAUGCCCAGAAAAGUAGACAUUAUCCUGCCCCAUCCCUUCCCCAGUGCACUCUGACCUAGCUAGUGCCUGGUGCCCAGUGACCUGGGGGAGCCUGGCUGCAGGCCCUCACUGGUUCCCUAAACCUUGGUGGCUGUGAUUCCAGUCCCCAGGAGGGACUCAGGGAGGAAUAUGGCUGAGUUCUGUAGUUUCCAGGGUUGGCUGGUAGAGCCUUCUAGAGGUUCAGAAUAUUAGCUUCAGGAUCAGCUAGGGGGAUGGAAUUGGCUGAGGAUCAAACGUAUGUAGGUGAAAGGUUACCAGGAUGUUGCUAAAGGUGAAGGACAGUGUGGGUUUAGGACUUACCAGGGUGACGUUAGAUCUGGAACCCCCAAGUAAGGCUGGAGGGAGUUAAGGUCAGCAUGGAAGAUAGGGUUGGGACGGGGUGCUUUGGAAUGAAAGAGUGACCUUAGAGGGCUCCUUGAGUCUCAGGAAUGCUCCUGCUGGUGUGAAGAUGAGAAGGUGCUCUUACUCAGUUAAUGAUGAGUGACUAUAUUUACCAAAGCCCCCACCUGCUGCUGGGUCCCUUGUAGCACAGGAGACUGGGGCUAAGGGCCCCUCCCAGAGAAGGGACACCAUCAGGCCUCUGGCUGAGGCAGUAGCAUAGAGGAUCCAUUUCUACCUGCAUUUCCCAGAGGACUAGCAGGAGGCAGCCUUGAGAAACCGGCAGUUCCCAAGCCAGCCCCUGGCUGUUCUCUCAUUGUCACUGCCCUCUCCCCAACCUCUCCUCUAACCCACUAGAGCUUGCCUGUGUCCUGCCUCUUGCCUCUUGUAGAAUUCAGCUCUGGCCCUCAAUAAAUGCUUCCUGCAUU
This is a messenger RNA of Pongo pygmaeus (Bornean orangutan), 6084 nucleotides long. It is a transcript of the gene SYNPO, whose product is annotated as synaptopodin. Gene Ontology annotation, biological process: modification of dendritic spine; positive regulation of actin filament bundle assembly; spine apparatus assembly. NCBI's taxonomy places the organism in Eukaryota, Metazoa, Chordata, Mammalia, Primates, Hominidae. The coding region runs from base 563 to 3991 and encodes 1142 amino acids. Gene Ontology annotation, molecular function: actin binding. Gene Ontology annotation, cellular component: Z disc; stress fiber; nucleus. The transcript is spliced from 5 exons. The record is from RefSeq and is a predicted model, not a curated record.